Carassius auratus (goldfish) is the source of this 1104-nucleotide messenger RNA. Its product is annotated as G-protein coupled receptor 15-like. The transcript has 2 exons. Gene Ontology annotation, molecular function: G protein-coupled receptor activity. Bases 160 to 1104 code for a protein of 314 amino acids. Gene Ontology annotation, cellular component: membrane. Gene Ontology annotation, biological process: G protein-coupled receptor signaling pathway. The record is from RefSeq and is a predicted model, not a curated record. Lineage: Eukaryota; Metazoa; Chordata; Actinopteri; Cypriniformes; Cyprinidae.
CAAGCAAAUACAAAUCUCUAGUGCAGACAAUUCCCAUUUGACGUUAGGCUAUGUGAACAAUUCGUCAAUAUAGAAUUUAAUUCUUAUGGGACUGUGCCGCAUCUAUACUUAAACACUUAACUAGCAUCAGUGUCCUCGAUCUACUAAAGGCGCCUAACAAUGCUCACCUUUAACCUAACCGUUCCACUCUCUGUUGACUUUUCGCGUCCUGAAGAUUAUUUGAUAUUUAUUUUUCAUAUUCUGUUCGCUACAGGUUCGGCUCUGCUGGCAGGGUCGGUGGUCAUUGGCAUCAUGAGCACCAGAGCCCUGCGCUCCCAAAACCGCUUCAUCUUCAUGUUAAACACCAGCAUCAGUGACACUUUAACCGGCUGCUCUGUCUUCUACCUCGGCCUGUUUGACGUCCAAGAGGGCUAUCCGUCCCGGAACGGCACAUUUUACAUUUUACCAUCAUUGCUAGGAGUGAACGUGUUGACGUUUGUGUUUGCACAGUUUGAUAGAUACCUGGCUGUGUGUCACCCCUUCUUCUACAAGCUGUACAUUACGCGCGGGGUUGUGAUUGGCGUCUGCGCGCUCUGCUGGAUUUACACAUAUUCAAUUCUAACCGUUCAAAGCGUCGUGCCAGUUGAGUUCGCCGCUCAGAUGAACGCUUUUGGGGUCAUAGUGCUGCAGGUGAUCGUGGCCGUCAAAGUUUUAAUGACCAUCAAACUGUACAUGAUCACGAGGUAUCAGCUCAGCCGAGAAGCGCCCAGCUGCGACAAGGACAGCAAGAAUGAAUCGCUGCGUAUUAUCGUUUUUGUGGUCAUUUGUUUCCUAAUCCUUUGGGCUCCGUCUUUUGUGAACAUCUCAGUGAAGUAUGUGACUAAGAACGGGCUGAGGUUCAAAAAUGAAGCCACGAAUCUUUUCGCAAUCAUGGCCCGAUUUAACGCGCUCAGCACGCCUGCGCUGUACAUCCGGGGCAGUCCAGCGUUACGCGCGGCGGUCUGGAACUCCGUGUGGAGUAAAGUAUUAAGAAGAAGAGAAACAAGGGUUGAGUCUGGUCAUGUGAAACUCGGGAAGGGAGGAGAGCUCAUCCUCAGCAUCACGCAGGGCAUCAGAGAAACAUGA